AUGUCCACCGACGCAACACCAGAGACUUUGCUCUUCUCAUCAAGCGAUUACGACAAUGAAGAAUUAGCGCGUCUUGUUGAACUUCAAAGACGACAAACAGAGCUUUUACAACCUGACAUUGAUAACCUAGAUUUCCAAGAGGACGAUGAGGAUGACUUUUCAGUGACCAACAGAAGAGCAUCCAUCAAAAAGGGGCCCACUGUACCCGAUAUGCGUUUCGAGAAGCAAGUUGAAAAGUCGAUUGCACAACUGCAAGAGAAGGGAGCGUCCAACUUCUCCAUCAUGUGGUCUAUUGUAGUCAAAGACAACAUCCUUAUACCUUUUGUCAGUGGCUUUACGUGGAGUGUGUGUUCAACAGCGUGGACCUGGUACAGAACAAGAGGUGUGGUGAAUGCAAGAAACCCUGCAAAGAAGUUUGGUUUCUUUCGCGGUAUCCAACAUGGCAUUGCUGAAUGGACAAAGUGA
This is a messenger RNA of Mucor velutinosus, 465 nucleotides long. RefSeq names its product 60S ribosomal protein L27B. Gene Ontology annotation, molecular function: mitochondrion autophagosome adaptor activity. Bases 1 to 465 code for a protein of 154 amino acids. NCBI's taxonomy places the organism in Eukaryota, Fungi, Mucoromycota, Mucoromycetes, Mucorales, Mucoraceae. Gene Ontology annotation, biological process: mitophagy. The transcript has a single exon. The record is from RefSeq and is a predicted model, not a curated record.